This is a messenger RNA of Triplophysa dalaica, 9025 nucleotides long. It is a transcript of the gene itpr3, whose product is annotated as inositol 1,4,5-trisphosphate receptor, type 3. The transcript has 58 exons. Bases 231 to 8150 code for a protein of 2639 amino acids. Gene Ontology annotation, molecular function: inositol 1,4,5-trisphosphate-gated calcium channel activity; inositol 1,4,5 trisphosphate binding. The record is from RefSeq and is a predicted model, not a curated record. Gene Ontology annotation, biological process: calcium ion transmembrane transport. Lineage: Eukaryota; Metazoa; Chordata; Actinopteri; Cypriniformes; Nemacheilidae. Gene Ontology annotation, cellular component: membrane; endoplasmic reticulum.
UACAGCCCAAACGUCUAAGAUCGAGUCUCUCCUGUACCUCGUACAUCUGUGGUCGAGAUUCCCGGCCGCACAUUCAGUCGGCGAUAAACUUUUGCGGUAGUUUCUUACGUUUGCGUGAUCUCCAACUCCACCGGGAUGGAUUUAGACUUCAACUGGUGGUGAAGCGCGCGUACACCCGCUUUUCAGGAAGAGUUUUGAAGUGUCCGGGGUUCAAGCAUCCGCACAUCAAGAUGUCUGAUUCAGCGUCCAGUUUCUUGCAUAUAGGCGACAUUGUGUCCCUAUAUGCAGAAGGAACUGUUAAUGGUUUUAUAAGCACACUGGGGUUGGUAGAUGACCGUUGUGUUGUAGAGCCAGCAGGCGGAGAUCUGGACAACCCUCCCAAAAAAUUCAGAGAUUGCCUUUUUAAGGUUUAUCCCAUGAACCGAUAUUCUGCUCAGAAACAGUUCUGGAAGGCCAAACAGGCAAAGCACGAGAAGGAUAAGAUAGGAGACAUGGUUCUUCUGCAGAAAUUGCAACAUGCAGCUAACUUGGAGCAAAAACAGAAUGACGCAGAGAACAAAAAGGUCCACGGGGAUGUCGUGAAAUAUGGCAGUGUCAUUCAGCUCCUGCAUAUGAAGAGUAACAAAUAUUUGACAGUGAAUAAACGUCUUCCAGCGUUGCUGGAGAAGAAUGCUAUGCGUGUUACUCUUGACGGGACUGGCAAUGAGGGAUCCUGGCUCAUUAUCCAACCAUUCUGGAAGCUCAGAGCUGAUGGAGACAGCGUGGUGGUUGGAGAUAAGGUGAUACUAAAUCCUGUUAACGCCGGACAGCCUCUUCAUGCUAGCAAUUACGAACUUCCUGAUCACCCAGGUUGUAAAGAGAUCAACUCGGUGACUAGCAACACCAGCUGGAAGAUCAAUCUCUUUAUGAUGUUCAGUGAUCACAAAGAUGAAGUCCUCAAAGGAGGAGACGUGGUGAGACUGUUCCACGCAGAGCAAGAGAAAUUUCUAACUUGUGAUGACUACAAGUCUAAGCUGCACGUAUUUCUUCGUACAACUCUGCGUCAGUCUGCCGCAUCAGCCACCAGCUCCAAUGCAUUAUGGGAAGUGGAGGUUGUGCACCAUGAUCCAUGUCGAGGUGGAGCGGGACAUUGGAACAGCCUCUACAGAUUUAAACAUUUGGCCACGGGCAACUAUCUUGCUGCCGAGGAGAACCCAGGCUACAAAGAAGACAGCAACGAAAUAGAGGUGGACAGUAGAAUCAUCAAGCGGAAUCUCGGUGAGAGGAUAAAGUACAAGCUGGUGGCAGUGCCUCAUGGGAACGAUAUCGCCUCACUGUUUGAGCUGGACCCCACCACAUUGCAGAAGACCGAUUCAUUUGUGCCAAGAAAUUCUUACGUUCGAUUUCGUCACCUCUGCACAAACACUUGGAUACAAAGCACCAACAUUCCUAUUGACAUUGAUGAAGAGAGGCCAAUUCGAUUAAUGCUGGGCACCUGCCCCGCUAAAGAAGACAAAGAAGCUUUUGCCAUCGUCUCGGUGCCGGUCAUGGAGAUUCGAGAUCUAGAUUUUGCCAACGACGCCAGCCUUAUGUUGAGCACCGUGGUGGACAAGUUCAACGGUGGUUUCCUCAAUCCGAAUGAUAGAAGAUAUGCCAUUAAACUAAUGGAGGAUGUGGUUUUCUUCGUUGUGGACCAGUUUAACAAUGGCCAGCCUGCCCUGGAUGUGACGAUGAACAAAGCCAACAGAGAGAGACAGAAGCUCAUGAGAGAGCAGAACAUUUUAAAACAGAUAUUUGGAAUCAUUAAGGCCCCAUUUAAAGACAGAGGAACCGAACCUCCCCUCCUAAAAUUGGAGGAGCUGUCGGAUCAGAAGAACGCUCCCUAUCAGUACAUGCUCAGACUGUGCUACAGAGUGCUGCGUCACUCGCAGGACGACUACCGUAAGAAUCAGGAGCACAUAGCCAAACAGUUUGGAAUGAUGCAGUCUCAGAUUGGUUAUGAUAUUCUGGCUGAGGACACCAUCACAGCUCUGCUACACAACAACCGCAAACUGCUGGAGAAACACAUCACUAAAACCGAGGUGGAGACCUUCGUCAGUCUGGUUCGCAGAAACAGAGAGCCUAGGUUUCUGGACUAUCUUUCAGACCUGUGCGUGUCGAAUAACGUGGCCAUCGCCAUAACUCAAGAGCUGAUCUGUAAGUGUGUGCUGGAUGCCAAGAACCAGGAUAUUCUCAUGAAAACUGAACGUCGACCUCCAAAAGAGGGUCAGCACACCUCUGAAUACAUGGAAGAGUUCGGAGAGGAGGAUGAAGUUUGGCUGAUCUGGUCCGAUAAGGCAAACGAGACCCACGAGAAGAGUAUCCGGCAGCUUGCCCAGGAGGCACGGCAAGGGAAUGUGCAAGACGAAAAUGUGCUUACAUAUUACAGGUACCAGCUUAAACUGUUCGCCCGGAUGUGUUUUGACCGCCAGUAUCUGGCUAUCGAUGAGAUCUCAAAGCAGCUGGACGUGGAGCUGAUUUCUCUCUGCAUGAUGGAUGAAUCUCUUCCCUUUGAUCUGCGGGCGUCCUUCUGUAGACUCAUGCUGCAUGCGCACGUGGAUCGUGACCCUCAGGAGCUUGUGACACCAAUUAAGUUUGCACGCUUGUGGACCGAGAUCCCCACAUCUAUCAGCAUCAAAGAUUAUGAUUCCCACUUGGACUAUUCGAGGGACAAUAAAAAGAACAAGUUUGCCCACACGAUGGCUUUUAUGGAGGAGUACCUCAACAAUGUUCUCAUCGAUGACCUGCCGUUUGCCAACGAAGAGAAAAACAAGCUGACCUAUGAGGUGGUUAGCUUGGCCAGACAUCUCAUUUACUUUGGGUUCUACAGUUUCUUUGAGCUCCUGAGACUGACCCGCACUCUCCUGGGAAUCAUAGACUGCACUCCAAAUGCCGCAGCCAUCAAUCCCGUGUUUAAUGAUGAUGGAACCGGUAACAAUGUCAGGCGCUCCAUCCACGGCGUGGGGCAGAUGAUGUCCACCAUGGUACUGAGCAGAAAACAGUCAGUUUUUUCCGGCUCUGGUCGCCCUGGUGACAGCCAGGCUGGAGGUAAAGAUAGCAUUGACACGCAGGAUAUCACUGUGAUGGACACCAAACUGAAGAUCCUGGAGAUUUUACAGUUCAUCCUCAGUGUGCGGCUGGAUUACCGGAUUUCCUUCAUGCUUUCCGUUUUCAAGAAGGAGUUUGCAGAUGUCUAUCCUAUGGGGGAUGCAGAUGCAACGCAUCACACGGAGCAGGAAGCUGCCAUCAACCUCUUGCACAUUGGGGAGCAGGCAGAGGCCAUGUUUGGAGUUGGUAAAGGAAACAGCAUUCUGGAGGUGGAUGAUGAAGGUGGAAGAAUGUUCCUGCGUGUUCUGAUCCACCUCAUCAUGCACGACUACCCACCUCUGGUUUCUGGGGCCCUGCAGUUGCUCUUCAAACACUUCAGUCAGAGACAAGAGGUCUUGCACACCUUUAAGCAGGUCCAGCUCCUCAUUACCACUCAGGAUGUGGAAAACUACAAAAACAUCAAACGUGAUCUGGAUCUUCUACGCACCAUGGCGGAAAAGUCAGAGCUUUGGGUCAUUAAGAAAAGCAGCUCUGGAAAGGAUGAUAAGAAGGACAAAAAAGACAAGAAAGAUAAAGAGAAAAAAGAGCCUAAAGAGCCACCACCAGAGGAGGAUCCUGAAACAAAGAAACAAAGAAUAGAAAGGAGCAAUGAAAGCUACCAGCACGUAAAAGAGAUCCUUGAGCGGUUGAAUAAAAUGUGCAGUUCAGGUGUCUUUAAGAAGCAGCAAAGGCUAUUGAAGAACAUGGGUGCUCACAAAGUGAUGCUUGACCUCUUGCAGAUCACAUACGAUCGGAAUGACACCAAAAUGCUGGAGAUCAUCAAGUAUACGCACCUCUUCCUGCAGAAGUUCUGCUCAGGCAAUCUGGAGAAUCAGGCUCUUCUCCAUAAACACCUCAACCUCUUCCUCACUCGUGGGCUCUUAGAGGCAGAGACAAUGCAGCAGAUUUUCAGUAACAAUUACCAACUUUGUUCUGAGAUCAGCGAAACUGUACUCCAUCAUUUUAUCCACUGCCUGGCCACACACGGCCGUUACAUCCAGUACCUUAACUUCCUGCACACCAUCAUUAAAGCAGAGGGGAAAUAUGUGAAGAAAUGUCAAGACAUGAUCAUGACUGAGCUGACAAGUGCGGGUGAUGAUGUGGUCGUCUUAUACAACGAUAAGACGUCGUUUGCCACCAUGGUGGAUCUGAUGAUACAGUCGAGGGAGGGGGUGCAUGAAGACAGUCCUCUGCGUUAUCAUAUCUCUCUGGUAGAGCUGCUGGCUGCAUGCGCUGAGGGUAAAAAUGUCUACACUGAGAUAAAAUGCACAUCUCUGCUGCCCCUAGAGGACAUGGUGAGAGUGAUCACGCAUGAAGACUGCAUCACAGAGGUGAAAAUUGCCUACGUAAACUUUGUGAACCACUGCUACGUUGACACAGAAGUGGAGAUGAAGGAAAUCUACACCAGCAACCACAUUUGGAAACUGUUUGACAACUUCACAACAGAUAUGGCCAGGGUGUGCUCUAUCCGCGAGAGACGUUUGUCAGAUCCUGUGCUGGAGAAAUAUGUGAUUCAGGUGGUUUUAGACACUAUUAAUGCUUUCUUCAGCUCACCUUUCUCCGAAAACAGCACCACCACGGAGGUUCAUUUCACCACAGUAAAACAGCUGCUACAGUCCACUAUGCGUAUGUUGGAGUGUCCCUGGCUGCAGCCACAACAGAAAAUCCAAGUUGAGGCCUGCAUCCGAACUCUGGCUUUAACAACAAAGGACCGUACCAUAACACUGCCGAUCGAGCUAGAGGCUCAUGUCAACAUGAUGUUGAGUCAGAGUUACUCCAACGCGCUGUCUCGCUCCAUCCUCGCCAGCAAAAACCUGUCUCGCCUCACGCGCCCCGCUGCCCCCACCAACCCCUGGGACUACAAAAACAUCAUAGAGAAACUACAGGACAUCAUUAACACCCUGGAGCAGCGGCUGAUGCCUCUAGUUAAUGCUGAGUUAUCAGUGCUGGUGGAUGUUCUGCAUCAGCCCGAGUUGCUCUUUCUGGAAGGCACUGAUGCACGGACACGCUGUGAAUCAGGAGGCUUCAUAUCUAAACUGAUUCAACACACUAAAGCCCUGAUGAACUCCGACGAGAAGCUCUGUAUCAAAGUCCUCAGAACUCUACAGGAAAUGCUCAUUCGGGAGAUGGACUUUGAUGAAAAGGGUUUUGGCUUGAGAAAGGUGUUGCUUCAAAACUACCUCUUUAACAACAAAAAGAUCAUGAAACCAGAAGGUCCUGAUCUUGUUGGAGGUGGAGAGGUCGAGAGAGACUGGGUUGCGGUCGCAGCGUUACAAUGCCGACUGGAUAGAGAAGGCGGCACCAAACUCUUCAUAGACCUCAUAACAAGCACAAAGAAUGAGAAGAUCUUCCAUGAGAGCAUACAGUUUGCCAUCAGUUUGCUGGAAGGUGGCAACACCGAAAUCCAGAACUCAUUCUACAAACUCAUGAUGGGCGAUAACAAGUCCGAGAAGUUUUUUAAAGUGCUGAACGAUCGCAUGACGAACGCUCGGCUAGAAGUCAAAUCCAACAUUUCGGUCAAUGUCGGAGAAAUGAGCCACAAAGCCAAAGAUGAAAAGGAUCUGGAACCAGGUGGAGUGCCUUCUUUUGGCCAGCCUGAGCAGACACCACAGCCUGAGCAGCAGGAAGUAGAUACAGAAAUGGGUCCCUCUGUCACCAUUAUGAAACCCAUCCUGCGCUUUUUACAGCUGCUUUGUGAGAACCACAAUCUGGACCUUCAGAAUUUUCUUCGCUGUCAGAGCAACAAAACAAACUAUAAUCUGGUGUGUGAAACGCUCCAGUUUCUGGACAUCAUGUGCGGCAGCACAACAGGAGGUUUGGGUCUGCUGGGCCUUUACAUUAACGAGAAUAACGUAGAACUGAUCACACAGACCCUGGAGACGCUCACGGAAUACUGCCAAGGGCCCUGCCAGGAGAACCAGACUUGCAUUGUCUGUCACGAGUGUAAUGGCAUAGACAUCAUCACAGCAUUGAUUCUGAAUGACAUCAGUCCACUGUGCCGUUACCGUAUGGAGCUGGUGUUGCAGCUCAAGGACAAUGCCUCCAAGCUCCUGCUUGCUCUGAUGGAGAGUCGUCAUGACAAUGAAAACGCCGAGAGAAUCCUGUUAAACCUUCGACCCCGCGAACUGGUGGAGGUGAUAAAGAAGGCUUACUGGCAGGAGACUGAAUGUGAGGAGGGGGAAGUGUCGCCGCGGGAGGUCGGACACAACAUCUACAUCCUGGCACUACAGCUUGCUCGACACAACAAAUUGCUUCUCUCACUGCUUAAACCCCAAAAGAAGACCAAAGAGGAAGAAGAGGGCAUCUCCUCUAUGCUUCACUUGAACAAACAAGAGGAAUCGAAGGAGGAUCCAUUAGAACACUAUGACCGUCAAACCUCUAAUAUUGAGAUCGUUCGUGAGGACCGCAGCAUGGAGCAGAUCGUGUUUCCUGUUCACCCCAUUUGCGAGUAUUUGACCGAGGAGUCAAAGUUUCGUGUGUUCACCACCACAGAGCUAGAUGAGCAGGGCAGCAAAGUCCCACACUUUUUUGAACAGACCUCAUUUCUUCACAAUGAAAUGGAGUGGCAGAAAAAACUUCGCAGCAUGCCGGUGUUAUUCUGGUUCUCUCGUCGAAUGUCUCUUUGGGGAACCAUAUCGUUCAAUCUCGCUGUGUUCGUCAACCUCAUCAUCGCUUUGUUCUACCCACACGAUACUGGUCAAAGUAGCAUAGACACUUCAGUACUGCUCCUGAUGUUUUGGAUUUUUGCUGGACUGGCUGUCGUGGGGCUGUUAUCGAAACGUUACGGGUACCAGGCUCUCACUGUCGCCAUCACCCUCCGGCUUGUCUAUCACAUUGGCAUCGGGCCCACGCUCGCUCUAAUGGGGGCUCUUAAUCUGGGCAAUAAGAUUGUGUACGUGGUGAGCUUUGUGGGAAACAACGGCACCUUCAUCAUGGGUUACAAAGCCAUGGUAAUGGAUGUAGAGUUUCUGUACCACUUGGCCUAUGUGUUGAUCAGUACUUUGGGCCUGUUCGUCCACGAACUCUUCUUCAGCCUAUUGUUAUUUGAUCUGAUCUACCGUGAGGAGACGCUUCUUAAUGUAAUCAAAAGCGUCACCCGUAACGGCCGUUCGAUUCUUCUCACCGCUGUCCUGGCCAUCAUCCUAGUCUACCUCUUCUCCAUCGUGGGCUUUCUCUUCCUCAGGGAUGACUUUAUCAUGGAAGUGGACCGGCUCGCCAGUGCAGAUGAAGCAGGUACAGAUGACUCUAUUGACAGCUGCAGUGCAGAUGGAGUCGACUGCAUUGAGGAAACUGGGUUGGUUGCACCAGCAGAGGAUGAAGAGAACACAGAGAGGGCUUGUGAGACUCUUCUGAUGUGCAUUGUGACUGUGCUGAAUCACGGCCUGAGGAACGGAGGAGGUGUGGGGGAUGUUCUGCGCAAACCAUCAAAAAAUGAGACCUUGUUCCCUGCUCGGGUGGUCUAUGACCUGCUCUUUUACUUCGUUGUGAUCAUCAUCGUCCUCAACUUGAUCUUCGGUGUGAUUAUCGACACUUUUGCUGACCUCCGUAGUGAGAAACAGAAGAAGGAAGAGGUCUUGAAGACCACCUGUUUCAUCUGCUGUCUUGAGAGGGACAAGUUUGAUAAUAAAACCGUCUCGUUUGAAGAACACAUUAAACUGGAGCACAACAUCUGGAACUACCUCUAUUUCAUUGUCCUUGUGCGAGAGAAAAACAGGACCGACUACACCGGGCCAGAAAGCUAUGUGGCGCACAUGAUAAAGAAUAAGAACCUGGAUUGGUUCCCGCGCAUGCAAGCCAUGUCUCUGGUUAUAACAGAGGGAGACGGGGAACAGAACGAGAUGAGGAACCUCCAAGAAUGUCUCUCUAACACCAAGAAAUCGGUCGAACAACUCACAGGCCAGUUAACAGAGCUGAAAGAACAGAUGACAGAGCAGAGGAAGCGAAGGCAAAGAAUGGGUUUUGUUGAUGUUCAGUCGGGCUCGAACGCUGGGAUGCCGAUCCCUCCUAGUGCUGCUGGGGGGAAUCAUCAGCUCUACAAGGCCUAACUCCUUCAACCUACAGUGCAUAGACUUUAUAGGAGCAAUAAUGUGACGCGGUUCUGCUGAUGUACUUCUUAACUGGAAAAAGUUAAAAUAUUUAAAGUCUGAUUGGAUUUACACGCCCACAGAAGCACUACUGACUUACCUAAUGGUUUUAAUGUUUUUAUUCUUUUUAAGAGCAGCUUAUUUGAGACUUUUUUUACAAAUGUGCCAUUAAGUAAGAUAGAUGAAGAUGCACAAGCUGUAAUUUUGCUUCACCAAAAACAAGUGAUCUCGCAUCCUUCACCUUGUCUUGAUAUGAAUGUAAUGAUGUUAUGAUAAUAGGGUCCCCCUCAUGUUCUGUCCAUUUCCUGUUUCAACCACAUAUGUAUGAUAAACUAAGAAAUACUACCAUGUUUGUAUAGCUGAAUCAGGUUUGAAAAUAGUUUAUAACUGGCAUGAUGUAUGGAAGUGUGUUUAACAGCUUUAUUUUUACAGCCAAAGUGCCAAAAAGUAAAUCUGUCAAAGAACAACCGACUGCUCAGGAAGAUAAUGCAUUUUAUCUGUUAAAGAAACAGCAGUCCAGAGUGAGAAAAGCUCAAGUGCAGCGUGGUUUUAUUAAACAUUAUGCAUAUAUGUGUAUAUUUAUAUUUGGCUGGAUUUUAAUCAUUUAUUGUGUAACCAGGAUUAAGUUAUACAUCAUUGAGCGUUUUAUUGGCCACUAAAAGAAUGCUGGAACAUACUUGUAUUUUGGCCUUUUAAUACUUUAUAACCAGUGCUUGUAAUUAUUCAUCUGUUGCUAGUAUUGAUGUCAGUUUAAUAAAUUUACAAUGUAUUACUUAUAUUGUUUAUGUUGAAACAAGGAGGUGUGCACAAAAUAAAGGUUUGGUCAUUAUACUUGU